Betta splendens (Siamese fighting fish) is the source of this 1291-nucleotide messenger RNA. RefSeq names its product adenylate kinase 1 (gene ak1). The transcript is spliced from 7 exons. Gene Ontology annotation, biological process: nucleoside triphosphate biosynthetic process; ATP metabolic process. Gene Ontology annotation, cellular component: cytosol; cytoplasm. Lineage: Eukaryota; Metazoa; Chordata; Actinopteri; Anabantiformes; Osphronemidae. Gene Ontology annotation, molecular function: ATP binding; AMP kinase activity; nucleoside diphosphate kinase activity. The coding region runs from base 152 to 733 and encodes 193 amino acids. The record is from RefSeq and is a predicted model, not a curated record.
AUGGCGUGGGGGAGGGAGGGCUGCCGUGCAGCAGGAACUGUGCAGACACACGCACUCACGGGGAUCCAGGGACGGCAGCCCCCUUUUGCACUGGGAUCUAGAGCCACAGCGCGACAGAGAGUUCAAGCAAAGCCUCAACUGACACAUCACAAUGGCAGACAAAAUUAAAGACGCCAAGGUCAUUUUUGUUGUGGGUGGCCCCGGCUCUGGAAAGGGCACCCAGUGCGAGAAGGUAGUCGCGAAGUACGGCUACACUCACCUGUCGUCUGGGGAUCUGCUCCGCGCCGAGGUGUCUUCCGGCUCUGAGAGGGGCAAGCAGCUCCAGGCCAUCAUGCAGAAAGGAGAGCUGGUGCCCCUGGACACGGUCUUGGACAUGAUUAAGGACGCCAUGAUCGCCAAGGCUGACGUCUCCAAGGGCUUCCUUAUUGAUGGCUACCCCCGUGAGGUGAAGCAGGGCGAGGAGUUCGAGAAGAAGAUCGCCAAACCCUGCCUGCUGCUGUACAUCGACGCCAAGGCCGAGACCAUGGUCAAGAGGCUGCUGAAGCGCGGCGAGACGAGCGGCCGCUCCGACGACAACGAGGAGACCAUCAAGAAGCGCCUGGACUUGUACUACAAAGCAACCGAGCCGGUCAUCGCCUUUUACGAGAGCCGCGGGAUUGUCAGGAAGAUCGACUCCGAGCCUCCGGCAGACGAGGUCUUCAGCAACGUCUCCAAGGCCAUUGAUGCGCUGUAGUAAAGCGCAAUAGCUACGUGAGCUGUGUCCGGUUGCUGUUGAGUCGUUUGUAUCUCCUCGGUGUCACUUUAAUAAGGGCAAAACUGAAAUAAUAAUAUCUGUAUCAGUCAUUUUUGUUAAAAAAAAGGCAAUGAAGACGCCUUAACGUUACCCUUAACCCAGCAAUAUGACGUCACACAUUUAAGUGUAUGCAGCAAUCUUGAAGUCCAGUUCAUUUCUGCAAAGGGUUACAUUCGGUGCUUAAUCCAUGGACGUAUUCAGGUGACAGCUACUGUGUACAGGAGGUGUUAGUCAUUUCGGUGUUAGUCAUUUCGGAAGGCAACAUGCUUCCUCUGGACCUGCACUUUUCUUCUAUAUUUGAGUUUAGGGGAUAAAAAUCUCACUGUAAGACCUUCAACUCCUCUCUGUGGGUAGUAUUUGUUGCUAAUAAUUCAUUUAUGCCUAUAUUAAAAGCACAGAAACGUUCUAGUUUUCUCAGCGGGGUGUACACAUGUAACAUGGGUGUUUAUAAAGCAUUAUAUGUAAAAAAUACUAAAUAAAAGUAAAACUUCAAAGCUC